AUGGCCCAAUCCAAACGUCUUUCCGCCCAAGAAGGGGCCAUCCGUUUCAUUGGGCUCAGGAUUGGCCCAUUGGCGGGGGGGCUCGGCGGACCAACGCCCGACCCGCUUCGUGGCCCGUGCCGAAACUCGGGCCAGCCCGACCCGUUUCUCGCCGAUGGCUUGCCGAUCACGUUCGACGCUCUCGCCGCCCCGUUUCAGACUCUUUCAAGAGCCGCCGUUCCGUUCAGCGCCGCUCUCUCGAUUGAGGAAGAAGGCGGAGGCAGGCGGAGGCAGGCGGAGGAAGGAGGAGACGAGGCCGAGCGUAGAGCUGCGCAAUACAUCCGAUCGAGAGACAUGAAAGUCGCUCCGAAGGUGGUUUUCCUGUUCAAGGACCAGGACGGGCUCGGUCCGGCGUUCGCCGCCGCUCUCCGGCCCGACCCGAGCUCCGACCUUCGCCGGCUGGAGGAGUCCUUCGAGCUUCCGUUGGAGCGCUACGGCAUCGGGGACGGCGGAGCUCGCGGGGAAGUCGUUCACUUCGUCGAUGGCCGUGGGGUUUAUCAGGUGUCCGUGCUGCAAAUGGAAAGUUACAAGCCACCUAUAUUGGCUUGCGCCCUUAAUGAAGUUUUGGCACAAUUAAUGGAUGAAACAUCAGAAACGAUGCCUACUCUUCUAGUUCCCUUUAUUUCAUCAUCAACAAACCUCAAGUCUGAGAAAAGAAGUUUACCCACGGACAGCAGAAGAGUAUCUCUUUACGGCCUGCAUAUAGGGAGAGAAACAGACGUCACUUGUGCUAUCAUGGCCGAAACCCAGAAGCCACCAUCAUCUUUGGAGAUCCAUUAUGAACCUUUAGCUUGCUUUCUUCAGCUUGUACGUGUCUUAAAGUUGCCAACCGUUAUUCUAGUUGGAAGGGUAGGUGAAAGGUUUUCUGAGAAGGGAUCGACAGAUGCUCUUGAGACACUUCACGCCAUGGGAGAGCUUUUGGCAAACAAUGUGGGGCUGUGCUUUUCCCGUGACAAGGUUGUGUGGAGCAACCCUUCAAAGACAUCAAGGGAUGAAGAAGAGCCGUGGCGUGCCCUAUACGGUUGAGUACCUAAUAUUUGUGAUGGCUAAGGUUGGGUAUCUGACUUGUCACUUGAUGCAUCUGCUGUAAGACGAUUACUUAAUGACACAUUCACAUAAUGUCGAAUUAAAGGCUUGGAAAAAUUUUCCUGCAGCAUAUAGCAGGCGCAUGGCUUUAACCUUCAAAUUCGCUUGAGACACUCUGUGGAUCUUGACAUUUUUAACACUGAUCCAUUUAUCCUUUGUUGUAAGAGAACAUUUACCGAAGCUAUAGCUUUUUGUCUCAA
Eucalyptus grandis is the source of this 1325-nucleotide messenger RNA. RefSeq lists its product as uncharacterized. The transcript is spliced from 4 exons. The record is from RefSeq and is a predicted model, not a curated record. Lineage: Eukaryota; Viridiplantae; Streptophyta; Magnoliopsida; Myrtales; Myrtaceae. The coding region runs from base 1 to 1065 and encodes 354 amino acids.